UUGUUUUGUUUUCCACAGUGAACUCCGUAAACAAAUCACCCCAGAUAUACGAGAGAUGAUCAAGCGACAGAGGAUGAAUUACCUGAUGGCCGGAACAUUGUUUUGUAAAAUUACAACAAAAGGAGGCAAAUUGAAAGAGAAACAUUGGUGGCAGCUUGCACCUAACCUAAAAACCUUUCACUACGGAGACUGGAACAGCGAAGAGACCCCUACUUUGGAACAACUGCCCAAUAAGUUGUCAGUUGUUGAUAUAAAGUCUCUGGUUGUCGGCAAAGAUUGCUCCCACGUCAAAGAGAAUCGGAAAAAGAACAUAGCAGCAGAGAUGUGUUUCUCCGUCAUUCCAGUGACCACAAUUCCACAGAACUUCCUGGCUGGCAGCCAACUAGAGUUUGACAUGUGGACCGAUGGCAUCAAUGCUUUACUGAACAACAAGAUGGUCAGCACACAGGAGAAGAGCGAUAUGGAGAUGCUUCUUGGGAUGGAGAUCAAACUACGGUUGCUGGACACAGAAGGUGUUCGAAUCCCAGCCAAGCCACCAGCCAUACCUCCAGAACCGGACAACUAUAAUUUUGUGUAUGCCAUGUGAGCCGUCACACCCGACUGACCGAGACCUCUGUCGCAUCACACGUCACAUCAUGUCACAUCAUGUUACAUCACGUCACGUCACAUCACGUCACAUCACGAUGAAGCGCUGACUUCGAUAAAACUGCAAACUGCUUCACGCUUUUAAGAACAAUGCGCUUGUUUGACGGUGGGGGUCAGAAUCGGGAUAUUCCUUUUUGACGGUAUAGAUGGUAAAAGAUAGAUGUCAAAGAAGACAGAGGUCAAAGGACAACGGAGGACAUUAAGAUAUUUUUGUGGAGUGUUUUAUACUAAACAUAUUAAAUCAUCACAGUCAUCAUAGUAAACUGCUGAUUUUUUUGAGGAAAGCAAUUCACAUUUAAGCAAACAUAUUUGCAGCAAUGGAUAUGUUUUUUUUUUAUUUUUAUUUUUUUUUAGAAAGGUCAAAUGUUGAAGAUGCUGGACAUAAGUGGACACAAACAGAUUAAAAACAGGAUUAUUGAACAGCUUACACUAAGUGGUUCUGAACCAUUUUUUAUCUAUGGACCCCUUUGAUUACUGUUUCAUUCUGGUUGGACCCCUGUAGCCAUUUGAUGGUUAAAAGCUAGUUUUAUAGAAACUGCUUUCAAAAUUCCUAUUCUGUUUGUCCCACAUUAUCUGGACAUUCAGGACGCGUCCAAAAUAGCAGAUGUUUCAUCGUGCCAAAAUCUCUCCCAUAUCGGACAAUGGGGGUUGGAUGGUGUAGCUCAAAGCUUGUUUUUUUCUUUUUCUUUUUUUCUAUUUCACAAAUAUAUCCUGCUUUCACCCCCAUCCUUCAAACAGC
This is a messenger RNA of Octopus sinensis (East Asian common octopus), 1384 nucleotides long. RefSeq names its product engulfment and cell motility protein 1. The transcript is spliced from 6 exons. Lineage: Eukaryota; Metazoa; Mollusca; Cephalopoda; Octopoda; Octopodidae. The record is from RefSeq and is a predicted model, not a curated record. Bases 56 to 586 code for a protein of 176 amino acids.